Molecule: messenger RNA, 2227 nt
Organism: Cebus imitator (Panamanian white-faced capuchin)
Lineage: Eukaryota; Metazoa; Chordata; Mammalia; Primates; Cebidae
Gene: PDE9A
Product: phosphodiesterase 9A
Exons: 19
Coding region: 229-1830 (533 amino acids)
Biological process (GO): cGMP catabolic process
Molecular function (GO): 3',5'-cyclic-GMP phosphodiesterase activity
Source: RefSeq, a predicted model, not a curated record
GGAGCCGGAGCGCGAGCCGAGCGGAGGAAGAGACCCUGCGGCGCGCGGCGGCGGCUCCGGGCGGCCCGGGCCCGGCGGCGGCGCGGCUCUGGUUGGCUGAGCGCCGCGGGCCGCCCCCCGCCCACCCCCUCCCCGGCUCCCCUCCCCCGGCUCCCCUCCCCCGUCUCCCGCGGCGCCUGGCGUCGGGAAAGUACAGUAAAAAGUCCAAGCGCAGUCGCCGGGCUCAGGAUGGGAUCCGGCUCCUCCAGCUACCGGCCCAAGGCCAUCUACCUGGACAUCGAUGGACGCAUCCAGAAGGUGAUCUUCAGCAAGUACUGCAACUCCAGCGACAUCAUGGACCUGUUCUGCAUCGCCACUGGCCUGCCCCGGAACACGACCAUCUCCCUGCUGACCACUGACGACGCCAUGGUCUCCAUCGACCCCACCAUGCCCGCGAACUCAGAACGCACUCCCUACAAAGUGAGACCUGUGGCCAUCAAGCAACUCUCUGAGAAAGAAGAACUGAUCCAGAGUGUGCUGGCGCAGGUUGCAGAGCAGUUCUCAAGAGCAUUCAAAAUCAAUGAACUGAAAGCUGAGGUCGCAAAUCACUUGGCCGUGCUAGAGAAACGUGUGGAAUUGGAAGGACUAAAAGUGGUGGAGAUUGAGAAAUGCAAGAGUGACAUUAAGAAGAUGAAGGAGGAGCUGGCGGCCAGAAGCAGCAGGACCAGCUGCCUCUGUAAGUACAGUUUUUUGGAUAACAACAAGAAGUUGACUCCUCGACGUGAUGUUCCCACUUACCCCAAGUAUCUGCUCUCUCCAGAGACUGUCGAGGCCCUGCGGAAGCCGACCUUUGACGUCUGGCUUUGGGAGCCCAACGAGAUGCUGAGCUGCCUGGAGCACAUGUACCACGACCUCGGGCUGGUCAGGGACUUCAGCAUCAACCCCGUCACCCUCAGGAGGUGGCUGCUCUGUGUGCACGACAACUACAGAAACAACCCCUUCCACAACUUCCGGCACUGCUUCUGCGUGGCCCAGAUGAUGUACAGCAUGGUCUGGCUCUGCGGUCUCCAGGAGAAGUUUUCCCAAACGGAUAUCCUGAUCCUAAUGACAGCGGCCAUCUGCCACGAUCUGGACCAUCCCGGCUACAACAACACGUACCAGAUCAACGCCCGCACAGAGCUGGCAGUCCGCUACAAUGACAUCUCGCCGCUGGAGAACCACCACUGCGCCGUGGCCUUCCAGAUCCUCGCCCAGCCCGAGUGCAACAUCUUCUCCAGCGUCCCCCCCGAUGGCUUCAAGCAGAUCCGACAGGGAAUGAUCACGUUAAUCUUGGCCACUGACAUGGCAAGGCACGCAGAAAUUAUGGAUUCCUUCAAAGAGAAAAUGGAGAAUUUUGACUACAGCAAUGAGGAGCACAUGACCCUGCUGAAGAUGAUUUUGAUAAAAUGCUGUGAUAUCUCUAAUGAGGUCCGGCCAAUGGAAGUUGCAGAGCCUUGGGUGGACUGCUUAUUAGAGGAAUAUUUUAUGCAGAGCGAUCGCGAGAAGUCAGAAGGCCUCCCCGUCGCCCCGUUCAUGGACCGAGACAAAGUGACCAAGGCUACAGCCCAGAUUGGGUUCAUCAAGUUCGUCCUGAUCCCAAUGUUUGAAACAGUGACCAAGCUCUUCCCCAUGGUUGAGGAAAUCAUGCUGCAGCCACUUUGGGAAUCCCGAGAUCGCUACGAGGAACUGAAGCGGAUAGACGACGCCAUGAAAGAGUUACAGAAGAAGACUGACAGCUUGACGUCUGGGGCCACUGAGAAGUCCAUAGAGAGAAGCAGAGAUGUGAAAAGCAGUGAAGGAGACUGUACCUGAGGAAAGUGGGAACCGUGGCCACGGUUCUGGACACGCUGACGGAGCCACGCAGGAUCCUUGCACAGGGAGGAGCUGCCCGGGGCACCUGGCACCACACAACCACGUUUUCUAAGAACCAUUUUGUUCACUGAUACAAAAAAAAGGAAUUCAUGACGCUGUACAGAAUUUUAUUUUUAAACUGUCUUUUAAAUAAUAUAUUCUUCUAUGGAAAGGGGUACUGGACUUCUUCUUUGGUAGAGUUGUGUACGAAGGCUGCUUCCAGUAAGUUCUCUCGUGGAGACGAAGGACACUGUGCUUUUUCCCAGGUGUAUCUUAGAGCAAUUGACCAGUGUGACAUGGUGCGUACGUCCCUGUAAAUACAGCAUUAAAUGUCAGAACGGUGCCCUGAGUGCAAGGA